AUGGUGAUGACGUUCGUGCUGCAGAGCUCCUCAUUCGGGGUUCUGCAAGCAGCCACCAUGGAUCGUCAUAUCGGCACAACGAGAUUCCAGAUACCAGCAGGCUCCAUCUUAAUCAUUGAGAUCAUGACCUUCAGGGUGUGGUCAGGCUACUACGACUCCUACAUACUCCCCCUGCUCAGGGGGUUCACGGGGCGGCAACGCGUGCUCAAGCUGAAACAGCGCAUGGGCAUCGGCUUGUUUCUGGCCGUCGUGUCCAUGGCGGUGGCGUCGGCAGUGGAGUACGUGCUCAUGGGGCUCGCGGAUGCGUUCGGCAGCAUUGCGCAGAUCGAGUUCUACUACGCGGUGCUCCCCAAGUCUAUGGGCAGCUUCGUGCUGGUGCUGCUCUUCUUCGGCGGCGGAGUUGCGAGCAUCAUGGGGACCGUGAUCCUCAAGUUCGUGAACGUGGUCACCGGCAGGGGUGGGGUGGUCCCGUGGAUCUCCGACGACCUGAACCUGGGUCGCUACGACUGCUACUACCUAUUGCUCGCAGUUCUUGGCGCCUUGGACCUGGUCUACUUCAUCGUUUGCGCUUACGUUUUCAAUGAGACAAUGCAGAACGUGACACUGGAAGCGGGUGCUGAUGGCGAAGCAGAAGAAACAGUACAGUUUCGAGGCUAG
Messenger RNA from Panicum virgatum (switchgrass), 657 nucleotides. RefSeq names its product protein NRT1/ PTR FAMILY 1.2-like. Lineage: Eukaryota; Viridiplantae; Streptophyta; Magnoliopsida; Poales; Poaceae. The transcript is spliced from 2 exons. Gene Ontology annotation, biological process: transmembrane transport. The record is from RefSeq and is a predicted model, not a curated record. The coding region runs from base 1 to 657 and encodes 218 amino acids. Gene Ontology annotation, molecular function: transmembrane transporter activity. Gene Ontology annotation, cellular component: plasma membrane.